AUGAGUACGACCUCCGAAAUAACGAUCAGAACGGCCGGAGAGUCGGACAAGGAGCCCAUACGGCAGUUUUUUAGAACAUUCUUUUUCAAAGACGAGCCUUUGAACGAUUUCCUGCAACUGAUCACCGAUGAAUCGCCCGUCAACGAGGACCUGGAAAGGUUCGUGUUGCAAUCAUUCGGCAAAGGGCUGGACUUAGUGGCCGAAUAUCAAGGGAGACUCGUGGGGGUGUGCUUGAAUAAUCUAUUCCAAAGAGACGAGCCUGUCGAACCGUUUCGAUGCUCACCUGGGAACAAGUUCCAGAACAUCGUCGACUUGUUGGAGCACGUGGAAGCCACUGUAGAUUAUUUCGGUAAAUACCCCAUCGAAAGGCUCGUUUCAAUAGGAAUUAUAUCCGUUGAUGCGUCAGUAAGAGGCAAAGGGAUCGCCAAGAAGCUCGUGGCUAGGACCAAGGAAAUUUCCAGAGAGCACAAAGCUGAGCUACUUGUGGUGGAGUGCACGAGUUUCUACUCGGCUGCCGCUGCCAAAUCGCUGGGUUUCGAUGAAAUAUUUUCGCUAGACUUUGCCGAUUACAAAAAGAACGGGACACCCGUGUUCAAUCCACCAGCUCCUCACAAAGCCGUUACAGCAUAUGUAACAAAAUUAUAG
This is a messenger RNA of Phyllotreta striolata, 645 nucleotides long. The record is from the annotation of a GenBank genome assembly. NCBI's taxonomy places the organism in Eukaryota, Metazoa, Arthropoda, Insecta, Coleoptera, Chrysomelidae.